AGAAAUUAUAUAAUAAUUUACGUUGAUACUUACAUUGAACAACAAAUAAAAAUCUUUCAAAAGCAAGGAAGCAUUUCGAGUGCGGUCGGUAGUCUUGAGAUGUAGAUUCUUACCAAAAAUGUGAUUUUCUUGUAUUUAAAAGAUUUACAGGUAAAAUUGAUGCGUUGGGGUAGAUUAUACAGGUGAAUCAAAGUAUUAAUCGGAAUCUAGAUAACAAUGAAUUGAAAUAAAAACAUUGAAAGGUGUCAAAUUAAUUUUUUAAUCAUGCCAUCCAUAACUUAUUUCACUUCUGGUAAGUUUUUAUAAUUAGUAUCACUCUAACAUCACAAAUACUACAUUGAUACUUUGACUCAGCCUGUUUAAGAAGAAAAAAAUGUACAAUAAAAAAUAAUUGCAUGUUUUGAAUUUGCGUAGUAUUAACUGCUUUUAUAGCUUGUGUUACUAAUUUCUACUAAUGAUACUAAUGAUAUGAAACAAUAUAUACAAUAGCAAAUUAUAUAUCAUAUCGCUAGCCUCUUUGGAUAGAGUCUACAAAAAAUACUUGAAUUUUACAUGAUCAUGAGUUGCACUUUUCUGUGACUACAAAUUUGUAUGUAAUCCCUAAUUUUAUCCAUAAACCUUUACAAACCCACUCAAUAAUUGUCUUACCUUGUAUCCAAUUAUUUGCAAAUAUUUUACGAUAGGAUAUGAUUCAGUGUUAAUCCUAGAGAAUUGAAUUCCGUUGAAAAGCCGGAACCAGGAAAUAAGGCAGUGUGAUUUGAAUGAAAUUGUCACAAACGAUCUUCAAGAUCAUCAUUUAACGCCGUAACAAAUAGUUACCGCCGAAAUCUUAACACCCGUAAUUCGUUAAUCGCAACUCACGAGGCUAUUGUCUUAGGUUGUCAACUACGUCUUGCAUGCGUACUACGACGUGUCAAUUGUAGGAUAUCCUGGAGUCAAAGAAACGACUUGGGCCACCCUGAAGAAAUCGAUUGUCAAACCAACCUAACUCACCAGAAUGAAAUAAUCGCGAUAACGACACAAGCAGUAAUAAGGCAUUUUGAAUUAAUUGUUGCUAAUCUAUUCAGGUCUUAGGUUGAAACCUUCUUGGCAGUAGCACUAGUAUAAGGUUAAUCGAUAUCUUGGAGAUCAAACGAUUCUUGCGAAAUUCGAUGAUGAAAGGAACACCUUAUUCUAUUGGGCUAAUAACCUCCGUGCCAUAUCCAACGAAUUGGUUUGUUGUAAAAACCUGAUUAAAGAAAAUGGCAAGACACAUCCGCAUUAAUGAGCAGCUAUAUUUCAGACUCGUUCCACUUAUCAUGUCUUGAUCACGUUUAUCAAAGAAGAAAACUUCACAGUAUUGGGAUGUGUUGCAGCAGAAACUGCUCACAGCCAUAUCUUAAAGAUUUUAAGCAAAGACAUAUUCGGCUGCUAUAUAUCACACUCGUAAGUGAUAAAACAUCACAACUUUGAGUCGUGGAGCAGCGAAAACCGCUUGUGGCUGAGAUGAUAGAUAAAGAAGAAAGAUAAAACUUCGUGGUUUCGAGAUGUAUUAAUCGCAGAGGUCUCUUACGGUUGAGGCGGUAUUUUUGGAGAUUCAUUAUAUCUUGAAGAUUUCAAACAUACAUAUUCUGCUUUUAAAUUUAUUAAAAUGUUUAGAUUCGCUCAAUAAAGAUUAUGAGAAGUUCUAAAAAUAACAUAUAAACCCUAAGUUAUCUCCCAAUUCACAAAGAAUUCAACCUUGAAUAUGUUCUUUUAAUCAAAUAUUAAAAUUUUUUUAUUUAACAAAAUAUAAUUACACGAAAAUCAUAAACUUAAAUUUUUUAAUAAAUCGUUUUAAUUUUGUUGAGUCAUGACUCUCAUUAUUUGGUGCUAAUAAUAACCUUGGUUGAUCGCAUCGUGACUAUAUUCCACGCCCUACGUAAAUGUGAUUGGAGAAUAGUAAAAUCGUGAGUUAUUUCUUAAAUAUUUUAAUGAACUAUUUCUCGUCGAUGCAAACCCGAGGUUGUCGUGCAUUAUUAAUCGGCAAACUCCCGAAGGAUACGUUUAUUGACUGCUUGGUUAUCUGUGUAUACUUUAUAACAAACAAAAAAAAGUGGGGGCUACGUCAAGUAGCUCUAAGGCACUCGACUCACUUUUUAUUUUGUAUUGUGAUCGUGAACACUCCACUUGAAUGAUCUCCGUGAUCUUAACGAAGAACUAUCUCAAGAUUGUUUCAAGAACAAUGACGAGUAUUCACGCCGCAAAUAUAAACGAGAUAUACGACGUUCCUUUAAGCGCAUUAAUUCGGCCGUUUCCGCCGGAAGUAAACGAAGAAAAAGUGAAAUCUUUAAUGGAAGCAAUUUCGAACCCGGAAACGAUCGAUCAAGUAACUCCAAUCGAUGUUUUAUGGAUUGUUGGGAAAGAAGGAGGGAAUUAUUAUUACAGUUUUGGUGGAUGUCAUAGAUAUAUUGCUCAUAAACGCUUAAAUACAGAAACGAUUCGAGCUAAACUAAUAAAAUCUAAUAUUAGCGAUCUUAGAUGUUAUUUAGGUGCGAGUACUCCAGAUUUACGUUAAUAAUAAGAUGUAUUAAGAAAACAUUCUGGUCAUAUUCUGGUUAAUGGGAAUGCUUUGACUUUUUUUUUAAGUUUUAUAAACUUUGUGUUGAAAUAAAAAAAUAUUUUGCAGUAAGAAA
Molecule: messenger RNA, 2654 nt
Organism: Onthophagus taurus
Lineage: Eukaryota; Metazoa; Arthropoda; Insecta; Coleoptera; Scarabaeidae
Gene: Srx
Product: Sulfiredoxin
Biological process (GO): cellular response to oxidative stress
Cellular component (GO): cytoplasm
Molecular function (GO): sulfiredoxin activity
Source: RefSeq, a predicted model, not a curated record